GCACGCUUUGGGAACACACAGUGUGCGGAGCGUCCGCAGUCGCAGUAGCACUCGAAGUCCGCAUCCGCAGCGUUUUCGAAUCUUUCGAACCAUCCAUCCAUCCAUCUGGCGUAUCGUAAAUAACCAAUCGAACCCAAUACCGUGAUCGCGUCCGGAAUCGCGUUUUCGGGUUUUUGUGAAAUCGUGUCCCAAGGAGAUCGAAACAAUAAUAAUCUCAUCGGAUAGGAUGUUUGAAACAGAAAAGUUCGUUUCGAAAUCCAAGUAUUGCUGGCCAAGAGAGUCGUUACAAUUUGAAAAGGCCGCUAAAAUCGUUUAGUUUACGACCACAUUAAAGAGCGAAAAAUAUAUCAAAAAAUUAUGGUUAGUGCUGUGUUUGAAAAAGGAAAAUCAAAAUAAUUAUGAAAAUGUUGAAUUUCUGCUGCCUUAAGUUUUAAAGUGUGCAAAGUGCAACUCUCCCAAAAAAUCAACGAAGAAUAAAACGCGUCCAAAAAAAGAAUCGUAAAACUGAAAAAAGCAAACAAACAUAAAAAUAAGCCCGUCGAGUAUGUUAGCCAACCCAACUUAGGCUGAAAAAAAGCGAGUUAAUAUUGCAACAUCAUUCAUCGCUACGCAAUUUUAUCGCGGGAAUAUCUGACAUGACAAAAAAGUCAUUGGCGUUGAUAAGAUGCAUUAUCAGCGGGGAAGACGAAGAUGAAGAUCCGCAACAGCAGCAGCAGCAAUUGAAAAGUGUUAAACAAGUCUACGAUAUGAUAACCUAAUUUCCUGCCGGGAAAGAGGCGAAAAAAAAAACGAUUUUUACAACAAGAUCAGAGAGAGACUCUUUAGUGAAAAGCAAAAGGCAAACAUAAGUAAAAGAUUUCAUAAAAAAGGGGCGUUCAUAUGUUUCAACGACACCCGAGGGCGUGGCGAACGCCCAAUAAACUGGCAAACAAACUAUAAACAACCAAAAGAGACACAGCGACUUACACACAAAAUUAUAAACAUUCGGAUUUUGGAGAGGAAGAGAAGAAGAGCUUCUCGAACGAAAAGAAACCCGGUGAACCGAAGUGGUGAUCUUUGAUGCGAAGAAACCUGCGCUUGGACUGGAGGGCCCUGGCGCUGCUGGGCGCCCUCCUCUCGUUCAUCAUCGCCUGGCCGGGCCUGGUGUUUGCGAUGCCCCUGAUGGCCACCUCGCCCGAUUCCUCCACAUCCGCAUCCACAUCCGCAUUCGGAUCCACAUCCGCAACCACAUACCCAUCCACAUCCACAUCCACAGAGAACAGCACGAACAAUAGCAAUCUGUUUAGUAAUAGUUAUCUACAAAGUGAUCAUAGUCGUAGUAGUUUAGUGCCGAGCGAACGAGUGAGUGAACGUGAACGUAGUGUAAAUCAACCCACAAAUCAAAGUAUUAAUGCUGAAUUUAAUCAGAGCGUAAGCACGCAAUUAACUGCCAUAACAAGCACCCCACGAUCCUCUGAUGAGGAGGAUGAGAACUCCGAUCAGUUGGAGGAGCCUUUGGGUUUCGUUAUCUCGGCGGCGUCCAAGGAGCAUCUGGCGGUUCUGUCGCGUACCGAACGCAGCAUUCGUCACCAGAGUCAGCAGCAGAGGAAGCACCACCACCCGCAAAACCAUCAUCAUCACCAGCAGCACCAGCAGCACCAGCAGCAUCAGCAGCAUUCGCAUCCGCAGCAGCAGCAGCAGCCGUCGUCGUCCGCUGACAAUAAUUUCAUUGGUUCGAAAUCGAAAAGACUGAGCAACCCUAGAAGUAAUCUAAACAUAAAUAGCAGUAGCAGUAACACCCCCAUCAGCAAUCUGGACCGCAACGAGCGCUCCACGGUGCCCCAGUCCCACUUGGCCUGGACCUCCCGCAAGAUCCAGCUGUACAUCAAGAACCGCAUCCUCCAGAUCAUGCGGGAUGGAGCCGUCAAUGGUACCCAGGACGAGAACAGUGAAUUCACGAUUCUCCAGCGCUCCACUGUGGAUGUGGGACGCAUCAAGCUGCAGAGCGUGGCCACUUGCCUCUACCUCUGCAUGGACGCGUGUGGUGUUCCCUACGGCUCGAAAGACUUCACUGACGACUGCGUCUUCAACGAGAACAUGGGUCUGCAGAACUACAACACGUACUCCUCCACUUACCACUCGCACGCGCGGCGGGUCUUCUACUUGGCUCUGAACGGGAGCGGGCAGCCGAGGCGCACCCAGAUCCCCGCCAGCCGAUCGCUGGGCAAGCUGAGCACCUACACGAACGCCAUCACGGAGACGGUGCCGCAGGAGCGGGUCGAGCAGCUGAUCGCCAAGAAUUUUGGGGCCAAUCGCGUCAAGCACGGCGUGCGGCAACUCUGUGAUACGGGCAAGCCGCUGAUCGAGCUGAUCGACUUGGCCAGGUUUAAGGGGCCACCUCAAUGCAGUGGCAACAACAAUAGUGGCAGCAGCAGCACUAGCAGCAGUAGCAGCAGUAGCAGCAGCAGCAGCAGCAGCAGCAACAGCAGUAGCAGCAGCAACAGCAGCAGCAGCAGUAGCAGUAGUAAAAGUAGUUACAGUAGCAGUAGUUACGUUCCUGUGCCUGCGAUCGGCAGCCUGAGUAGUAUUAGUAACAGUAGUCAAAGCGAGAGCGGCCAUAUUAGCAGUAGCGUUAGCAGUAGCAGUAGCAGUAGCAAUAACAGUAGCAGUAGCAACAAGCCCAACAAGAAGAAGAAGCCGCGCUGCAAGCCGCACGAGCAGGAGGACACCCACAAUUGCCAGAAGCGCGGUGGAACGGGAGCGAGUGCCAUGCGGAAACUGGGUCCCAAGGCUCAGCGAUGCAAGGAUUUGCGCGAGAAGGCGGCGGCCGAGAAGCGAGCGCCACCGAAUUGUGGCAAGAAGAAUGGAGCCAAGAGGAACCCAGUCGAGGCAGCCAAGGCAGUGCAGCAAAGGCCCAAGGGCAGCAUCCAGUCGGGUGGCAAGAGGAACAAAGGAAAUAAAUCCGGAAAGCAGCGGUUGAAUGGUGGCAAGAAGCACCAGCAACAGCAGCAGCUGCAACACCAGGCGAAGUCCGUUUCCGGUGGCAAGCGGAAGCACAGGAAAAUGGAAGUGAGCAGCUCCACCUCCACCUCCACAAUGGCCACCAGCCUGGCCACGCCCCCCGAAAUCCAUUGGGAGAGCAGUUCCCCCCUGCCCGCCUUCGCGCUCAGCGAAACCAGCGAUCGAGUGGAGCGCAAUGUGCGCAUGAGCAGCAGCGAGGACGAGCAGGAUCGGGAUCAGGAUCAGGAGGAGGAGCUGGCGGAGGAGGAGGGCGACGGCGAUGGGGGAUCCCUGGAGGAUGCCAGCUACGAGGACGCCAGCUCCGAAGCUCAAGGACGCAGCGGUGCAGCCGGCGACGAUUCGCUCUACUACGAUUUCGGACGUUUGUCCCCCCGGCGAUGAUCGAGGUCAAUGCCAGCCCCUCUAAAGACGAUGAAUAUCAAUGUAUUACGACGGAGUCUCGAGUAUUUUAUAAGAACCUCUCAGCCAACAAUUUGGACUACCAAUCACCAUCGAAAUGUAUAAUAAACGCACGCCCAUCCAAUCAGAUAGAUGUAAAAUCGAACCCAUAACCUUACGCAACGCGAAUGACCCAAAGAGUCUAUUGAAAUACUUGAGUCUCUGUGGCGGAACUUUCACGUUCGGUUGACGAUAAAAAAAUACUCAAAAAUACGACCACAGCGAUAAGUCUACCAGAAACUAAAUGAAAACUUGCAAAGCGCUUUCCCAAUAUUGUAAACGAGUGAAGCGGUGAAAAUUCGAAUAUGUCGAGGGAAUCCAUUUGUACAUAGAUCGCGGUUUAGUCGUAAGAUAUAAUUUCUUGUCUCUGUAUUGUCGAACCUCGCUGCCUCUCAGUGCGUAAAUCUAAGCUCUGUAAAUCAGUUUUAAAUGACGAUUUCCCCAAGGCAAAUCAAGCCAACGACACAUCGAAAAUAACUAUUAUAAAUUGAAUAACUGAAAAAAAGGAAUGAAAAACUCACAAAUUGUAUUUUUAACUACAACUACUUAUGAAACCAACAUGUAAUACUAAUUUAUUUGAUCAACGAGAGAUAAGCGUGAAAUUAUAGUUUGUAGCGUCUACGAUUGAGUUAUUUAUUUAUUUGCAAAUAUUUAUUUAUAAACUAUUUUUAAGACGACUAGGCACUAGACUAACAUAACUUUCCAGAUAAGUGAGUAAAUGAUCGAUGAAAACAGCAUGAGAAAAACGCGAAAAAAACUAAACUAAAAAAUAAAAUUAAAAAUACAUUAAUAUCAAAA
Molecule: messenger RNA, 4236 nt
Organism: Drosophila ficusphila
Lineage: Eukaryota; Metazoa; Arthropoda; Insecta; Diptera; Drosophilidae
Gene: bnl
Product: serine-rich adhesin for platelets
Exons: 5
Coding region: 1060-3381 (773 amino acids)
Biological process (GO): regulation of cell migration; fibroblast growth factor receptor signaling pathway; positive regulation of protein phosphorylation
Cellular component (GO): cytoplasm
Molecular function (GO): growth factor activity; fibroblast growth factor receptor binding
Source: RefSeq, a predicted model, not a curated record